GUAUGUUACACAUGUAACUCGAGCGGGCCACACGUGGUUGUGCAGGGCAUGAAUGGGCGAAGGGCGCGGGGUAGGGCCGCGGGGCGGUGCGGGACGCGCGACGCGGGGGCGGUAGGGCAGAGGCUUUUUUCAGGCAGUGGGUACCGCGACGCGGGCUGUGACGCUCGUCCUGUGAACUCUCGCGCGUGUUAGUGUCAGUGAAUAUCAAGGUGAAAUAUAUAACAAAAAUGUCCUCGGACCCGGCACCGUUGUCAAAAACUGCCAAAUAUAAGAAGAUAACGAAGCCCCUGUUGGAGCGCAAGCGGCGCGCGCGCAUCAACCGCUGCCUCGACGAACUCAAAGACCUCAUGGUCGGCGCUUUGGAGAUCGAUGACGACAACCUGAGCAAGUUGGAGAAGGCCGACAUCCUUGAGUUAACCGUUAACCAUCUUACAAAGUUGCACAGCCCGAAGGACCCGGUCGUGGAGGCGAAGAAAUUCCAAGCGGGGUUCGGACAUUGCGCCGCCGAGGCGUGCCGGUUUAUCAUGUCCGUGCCUGACUUAGACGCGAACGUCAGCCAGAAUUUAAUCAACCACUUAUCGAGACUGAUAACGGCGCAGCCUUUAACAAUCCAAGUACCUGAUAGGCCUAACUUCUCACCACCCGCUUCGCCGUCAUACGUCAUUUCAGACAGGCAACAGUACUACAGCGAUCACGAAAGAUCUUCAUCGGACGCCGAAGACUCCUUAUAUUCCGGAGACGGCGGGUCUAAAUCGUGGUCAUACAAUAGACCCAGUCCUAAAAUCACACAAAAAAGUUCGGGCCUACUCACAACAGUAGACAAGCUCGUCGUACCGAAUCACGGCACAGAUGCAUCCAACGCCCCUGUCAAUGCACAAAGGAACGCAUAUUUCAACCGAGUGCCACCCGAGGCUAAGGAUAUUAUCCUGCAAAAAAUCCGACAACACAUAAUGGACAAACGAGGCAACGAGAAUUACGAUGCGAACGUGCGGCCCGAGUUAACAGAAACUAAGUAUUUACACAGAAACGACGCUUACAAAAGCGAGUUUCCGUAUCAGUAUUCUUUAGCCGAUAUCCCCUUGAACAAUGACACGUUAGAUCUCAGAAAGGUUAGAUCGCCGAUGAAAUCAACGGAGGCACAUUCGCCGAAAAAGUCGGUUCCUUACCUAGGAUGUAAUCAACCGGAGACACCUUUGAGCGAGAGCAAAGAAGUGGCGGCAAAUCUUCCGGAACAAUGCGAAUUGCCGAUGGAUUACAGCAACUUGCCGCCAAAAAAGAAAAGGAAAUUGCUCGAGUAUCAAGAGUAUAAAAAGCAGGAGGCGGCGAGACGUCAGCACGAGGGUUUUUACGGCGAGAAAAAAGAUCGUCAAGAGGACAGACCGCCGGCAGACGAGGAGAGCAAGUGGCGCCCUUGGUGAUGGCGUUUUUUCUCGCAUUACUUACUUAUUGUGAUAUUUAUAGUUUCUUCCAUGAAAAGCUUUAAUUCGAUUUAAUUUAUAUUCUAUGUAUAGUGAUAGUCUGUGCCUUGUGUGUACCUAGAUUAAGAUAAAUUACAUAAUAGUUAGUUUAUGAAUGUUUGUAAUAUGUUAUAUUUAUGUGCCAUUGAUUGGAUCUCGAUGUCUUCCUAUAAACAUAAAUUUGUAGUCUUCCAAAAGAUUGAUGCGUUAUGUACGCGGUUCAGGAAGUGUUUUUGUAUGCCUUUAAUGUAACAAACAACAAGAAAAUAAUAAAACGAAUUUACUGAA
Manduca sexta (tobacco hornworm) is the source of this 1745-nucleotide messenger RNA. RefSeq names its product protein hairy. Lineage: Eukaryota; Metazoa; Arthropoda; Insecta; Lepidoptera; Sphingidae. The coding region runs from base 228 to 1418 and encodes 396 amino acids. Gene Ontology annotation, molecular function: protein dimerization activity; DNA-binding transcription factor activity, RNA polymerase II-specific; RNA polymerase II cis-regulatory region sequence-specific DNA binding. The record is from RefSeq and is a predicted model, not a curated record. Gene Ontology annotation, biological process: regulation of transcription by RNA polymerase II; regulation of neurogenesis; anterior/posterior pattern specification. Gene Ontology annotation, cellular component: nucleus. The transcript is spliced from 3 exons.